Messenger RNA from Aspergillus welwitschiae, 721 nucleotides. Its product is annotated as 2,4'-dihydroxyacetophenone dioxygenase family protein. The record is from RefSeq and is a predicted model, not a curated record. Lineage: Eukaryota; Fungi; Ascomycota; Eurotiomycetes; Eurotiales; Aspergillaceae. The transcript has a single exon. Bases 69 to 611 code for a protein of 180 amino acids.
AUACACCUCAUCCAACCUCAAAACAUCCUCAAUCACGACUCUCCGCCUCCCGUCUCAAAAAUCCCAAUAUGACAUCUCCCUCCGCCACCGACCGACCCAAAGCUACAGCUAUUCCCUACCAAGGAGACCCUCUCCCCAACGUCCCAGAGGAUCUCGUCGUACCAAAUAUCGUGGGCCUGGACUUUGACGAACGAUUAUGGGUUCCCCAAGCACCAGACGUCUGGUUCCGUCCUAUUCUAUUCAACGUCACUCAGGGUUACUUCGUCAACCUACUUCGUGUGCGUCGCUCGGGUAUCUUGUCCCGUCACCGUCAUACCGGCCCUGUUCACGCAACGGUUCUACGAGGCAAAUGGCACUAUCUUGAGCACCCGUGGUGGGCGACGGAGGGCAGUCAUGCUUUCGAGCCUCCGGGUGAUAUUCACACGCUUGAGGUCCCGGAUGGGGUCGAGGAAAUGGUUACUUUGUUUCAUGUUACUGGUGCAUAUAUCUAUGUUGACCCUGUGGGGAAUGCGCUGGGGGUAGAGGAUGUGUUUUCGAAGUUGGCUAGUGCGAGGGCGCAUUAUGAGAAGGUUGGGCUUGGGGCGGACUAUGUUGAUCAGUUUGUUCGAUGAGAGGCUUUGUGUAUGUAUUGUUGCUGCAUGUUUACUACCUAUAUCGAUACGCCGAUGGCGCUUGGAAGUACAAAGCUCGGAUAAAGAAAACUUGAAGCAAUGUCACUAGA